Messenger RNA from Sphaerodactylus townsendi, 3281 nucleotides. RefSeq names its product nuclear receptor binding protein 2 (gene NRBP2). The record is from RefSeq and is a predicted model, not a curated record. Bases 171 to 1511 code for a protein of 446 amino acids. Lineage: Eukaryota; Metazoa; Chordata; Lepidosauria; Squamata; Sphaerodactylidae. Gene Ontology annotation, biological process: protein phosphorylation; endoplasmic reticulum to Golgi vesicle-mediated transport; intracellular signal transduction. The transcript is spliced from 18 exons. Gene Ontology annotation, molecular function: ATP binding; protein serine/threonine kinase activity. Gene Ontology annotation, cellular component: endomembrane system; cytoplasm.
CGGCGGCGGCGGGGCUCGAGGGGUCCGGCGGGGCGGCGCAGGAGGAGAGCGAGGAGGAGGAGGAGGAGGAGGGCCAGGUGCUGGAGGAGAGCCCCUGCGGACGCUGGCAGAAGCGCAACGAGCAGGUGAACCAAGGCAGCCUGCCCGGCCUCCAGAAUACUUUCUUGGCCAUGGACACGGAGGAGGGGGUGGAAGUGGUCUGGAAUGAGCUGCGCUUUGCGGACUUGAAGGCUUUCAAGGCUCAUGAGGAGAAGACCAAGACCAUAUUUGAGCAGCUGGUGGUCGUUGACCAUCCCAAUAUUGUCAAGGUUCACAAGUAUUGGUUGACCGUGAAGGACUCCAUGGCCCAGGUGAUCUUCAUCACGGAGUACGUCUCCUCCGGCAGCCUCAAGCAGUUCCUGAAGAAGACCAAGAAGAACCACAAGGCCAUGAACGUCCGGGCCUGGAAGCGCUGGUGCACGCAGAUCCUGUCGGCCCUCAGCUACCUGCAUGCCUGUGAGCCCCCCAUCGUCCAUGGCAACCUCACCAGCGACACCAUCUUCAUCCAGCACAACGGGCUCAUCAAAAUCGGGUCAGUUUGGCACAGAAUCUUUGCCCAGGCCAUCCCGGAGGAUCUCCGCAGCCCCACCUGUGCGAGCCGAGAGGAGCAGCAGCAGCAGCAGAACCUGCACUUCUUCCCCCCAGAGUAUGGCCGUGUGGCUGACGGGACAGCUGUGGAUAUCUUCUCCUUUGGGAUGUGUGCUCUGGAGAUGGCCGUGUUGGAGAUCCAGUCCAACGGGGAUGCCUGUGUGUCAGAGGAGGCCAUCGAGCGGGCGAGACACUCCCUGGACGACCCCAACAUGCGGGAGUUCAUCCUGAGCUGUCUCCUCCUGAACCCGGAGCAGCGGCCCACCGCUCACAACUUGCUCUUCCACCGCGUCCUCUUUGAGGUCCACUCCUUGAAACUGCUGGCCGCCCACUGCUUCAUCAACAACCAGUACCUGAUGCCUGAGAACAUGGUGGAGGAGAAGACCAAGAGCUUGGACCUCAACAUGGUCAUGGCAGAGAUGAAGCGUGAGGGUCGGCCACCUGUGCAGUGGAGGUACUCAGAAGUUUCUUUUCUGGAGCUGGACAAGUUCUUGGAAGACGUGAGGAACGGCAUCUAUCCCCUGAUGAACUUUGCUUCCCAACGGCCCCCGACCCUCCCACGGUCAGCCUCCCAAGCUGCUGAGGAUGCGCAGAAAUCCACGACCCCCACCCCAGAGCCCUUCGAUGUGGAGACAAGGAAGGUGGUGCAGAUGCAGUGCAGCGUGGAGUGGAGCGAGGAGAGGGGCCAGUGGCACCUCGCUCUUCUUCUGGUUCUGGAGGAUAAGCUCCAUCGACAGCUCAGCUACGACCUGCGGCCAACUGACCGCCCUGGAGACCUGGCAGCUGAGCUGGUGCAUUAUGGAUUCAUCCGCCUGGACGACUGCGAGAAGCUGGCCACGUUCCUUGAAAACGCCUUCCAGCGGCACCAGCCAGCUCCCUCCUGAGUUGCACCUGCCCCCCAUGAGAUCUGGGGCAGGCAGUAGCAGUGGGGAAGUGGGAGCUUCUGCCUGCUGUCCAGCCUCUGGGCAAGGGACUCGGGAGGCACAAGGCCUUCCCACCCCCCACCCGGGAAGGGCCUGCUGCUCUCCGGGGGAAAGGCCAAAGAGAGUCGGAACCCGGGCCAAGAACGGGGGUGGUGUUGUUAGCUUCCAAAGACACCCAAGAUCUCUGGUGGCCUCCUGUCCCUUAGACCCCCUCCUCUGCCGACGGGAGUGGGCAGCGUCACUGGAGGGUCGGGGCAGGGGUGGGUGGGAGCCAGGCCAGCGAGGCAGAGCUGUUGCCUUCUCCCGAGUUCCGGCUGGAGCUUCAGAGGCAGCUGAGCUGCCGGGAUCACAGCCAGCCCCGUUGGUGUUGCAGCUUUGCUGGGCUCCGCUGCUGCCAGCCGGAAGCUGUUGUGCUGCUGCUUGCGUUGUCCUCAGCCUGGAGAUGGUGCCCGAUUCCCCAUGCUGCUCUCUCAGGUCCUCGCGCUGCUUUGCCUCUUGGGGGGCAACUGGUCCAAUUAGCUUGUUCAAGUGCAAUGAGUCCCAGGAGGGAAUCUGUCACUCAUCCCCUCUGGCAACCAGCCGCCUUCCAAGCUUUCCACAGAGCUAAGAAGGAGCUCCAGAAAAACAAUCCAAGGGAGAGGCAGUGAAAAUUCUUUGCUGUGCUCACCUGAGACCCUCAUUACUUACCAUGCUGGCUCCCCCCCGUGCCCCCCCCCCCGAACCGCAAGCCAGGCCUUUUCUACCCUGCACAGAGCCAAACUCCUUUUCUUCCCAUGACUGGUUGGGCUUGGGCAGUGAGCCCAGCACCGAAUGUGCUCUCCGGCCAGCUGCUGUCUUCCCUGCUCACCAGCAGAGCAGUCCUGGUCUGGUGCUGGUAGCUGCUGUGCUUAGAAGUCGGAGGACUCUGGGUGGGAGGAGGCUUCUGGCACAGAAAGGCCGGGGGCUCACUCCCUUGGCUGGCCUCUGUUAGCCAAAGCCAUGUUUCCUCUUACACCUGGGGUCCCCUUCCCUUCUGGCCUCCUCUGAGCCUGAGUGGUCUUUCCAUGGAAGCUGCCCUAUCACGGGGGCAGGCCCUGCUGCAUUUUGGUUGCAAACUGCUAAGGAGCAAAGGGGGGCCCUAGUUCAAUGGUCUGUCCAGGCCUGUGAAAGGAUUUUGGAGAGGGGUGGGCUGGGUGAGGUCUCAGAACCACUGCCAGUCGGAGUCAGCAUGACUAACUGGGUGUGCCGUUCAUGUUGUGGUGGGCCAAUUAUGAACAAGGUGACCACUGCGCAAUGGGGGCAAGUGUCUGUUGCAGCAAGAUUUCUUGUAUGGACAUAUUUCCUCAAGCCCUGCUUUCACUUUUCAUUCUCUCGGCGGCAAGCAUCACCACUUCUAGCACGAUUUUAAUUUGCUUCCCUGCCAGAGCAGGACAGAUUUGCCAGUGAACACAGCUUUGCCCCGGACUUCUUCCCUCUGUUCAUGGCCAGCCCUCCCACUCCCUCGCAUUGCCGUCCAUGCUUUCCACCUCGCCCCCUCUUUUUCAUGUUGCCAACUGCUUCAAGUCACAGAAAAGAAACUUAGCCAAAACACACCAGCCUCUAAUUCUUAUAUUGAUAUUUCAAGAAAUUGAUAUAAUAAUAACAACAGAGGGUGCUUGGAAAUAACAAACCUCUCUGUCCUCCAGUAGUAGUAGCAGCAGCAGCAAGAAGUGUAGGGGUGGGGGAUGGUCCGCUUCUUUAGCAGCUUGUGGU